CGAUUAGGUAACAGCACGAAUGUGGAUUUUCAAUAAAAUCGUUCAAUUUUAUACGAGCCAGGCGAGUCGUUUCGCUCGGCUUAGAACUGAUACGUUCCCUUACGUCUAUAUAAAUCGAUGGAACACAAAUCGGCCACAUAUAAGCUAGUUAUUUCAAAUCGUUCGGUCCAUCGAUCGCAAUCGAUUAGAUUCGUAAAGUAAUGUGAUACUGUUGUGAUCUCAUUUUAGGAAUUAAAUAAUGGCGUUGAUCGUUUAUUUAAUGGUGCUGUUAAUAUCGAGUAGGCUGUCUACAACGAAAGAAACUGAAUACAAACCCAAGUUAUCGGAACUUCUAGAAAAAGGUGGAAUAAAGGAAACUUCAGAGUCAACAAAGGGUUUAAAGCGGGGAAUUUAUCAAACUGGCUAUGGAAAUUCAUUUGGAGCAUCGUCUUAUUUGGGAUCGUCGUUGGGUCUUGCAGUUGCGCCUUCGUUCGGAAUACCUGGUAGUAUUGGUCCUACAGUAUCUGCGAUUUCUCCAGCCAUUGCGUCUCCUGCGCCAGCCGUAGUAGCCGCAAGCCCUGUGUCUGUGCCAGCACCAGUUCUUCCAGCUCCCGCUGUACAAACUUCAGUUGCUAUAGAGCCCAACCCAGUUAUUUUGAGGCAGGAAGUCCCAAGAUAUAUCACUCGCACAAUCACUAGGGACGUCCAAGUGCCUGUUCAAGUGCCAGUGCCAUUCCCUGUUGAUCGACAAGUGCCCGUACCAGUACAAGUACCAGUACCAGUGCCGGUAGUACACAAAGUUCCGGUGGAGGUGACGAAACAAGUACCCGUGUAUUACGAAAAGAAAGUGCCAUAUCCUGUCAAAGUACCCGUGCCGGUCUCUGUUCCAGUGCCAGUGACGGUGGAGAAGCAAGUGGCAGUCGAUCGACCGGUUUAUGUUGACCGACCUGUCCCAGUUCCACAUGCGGUAUAUGUCGACCGGCCGGUUAAUGUCCCGGUACCAGUACAAGUGGAUAGACCUGUACCGGUACCACAGCCGGUUAUAGUAGAUAGGCCAGUGGCGGUGCCUCAACCCUUUGCUAUAGAGAGACGGAUACCGGUGCAACUAGGAGCGGUUUCUGCUAUACCAGCUGUAUCUGCUUUACCUGCUAUAUCUCCAGUUGUGCCAGCUCCAGUAACGUCAUUAGGUUUACCUCCUUCCGGAAUAUCUUACGCAUCUCUUGGCUUAUCAAAUUCAAUUUCUGGCUAUCAUAAUUCUAUUUGAUGUUCUUUAUACUAGAAUAUACCUAUAUGAGUUUUGGAUCACUAUAUGUUUGUAUAUAAACGUAUCUCUAUUUAUUUUGUUUAUUAAAAUUAAAUAGAUGGAAACAAAAUCA
Messenger RNA from Galleria mellonella (greater wax moth), 1355 nucleotides. RefSeq names its product zinc finger protein 512B-like. Lineage: Eukaryota; Metazoa; Arthropoda; Insecta; Lepidoptera; Pyralidae. The transcript is spliced from 2 exons. The record is from RefSeq and is a predicted model, not a curated record. Bases 239 to 1243 code for a protein of 334 amino acids.